AUGGGGGAACAGAAAACAAUACUGGCGAGUUCAAAAGGUGAGCUGAAACGUAAAGAGAAGCAACUGAAGAAAUCGAAAUCGGGUGGCUUCGAGUCGUUGAAGCUUAGUCCAGAUGUUUAUCGAGGAAUUAAACGGAAAGGUUACCAGGUCCCGACGCCGAUUCAGCGUAAAUGUAUGCCUCUCAUCCUUGCCGGGAACGAUGUGGUCGCCAUGGCUCGAACCGGCUCCGGUAAAACUGCAGCAUUUUUAAUCCCCAUGCUGGAGAAACUUAAGCAACAUGUACCCCAAGCUGGUGUUCGUGCUCUAAUUCUUUCUUGCUCCCGGGAGUUGGCUAUUCAAACCCUGAAAUUCACCAAAGAACUUGGCCGCUUCACAGAUCUCCGCAUCAGUUUACUUGUUGGUGGUGAUAGUAUGGAAAAUCAGUUUGAGGAGCUGGCUCAAAAUCCUGAUGUAAUAAUAGCAACUCCUGGUAGGCUUAUGCAUCAUCUGUCUGAGGUUGAUGAUCUGUCAUUGCGCACUGUGGAGUACGUUGUCUUCGAUGAAGCCGACCAACUCUUUGAGAAAGGUUUUUCAGAGCAGUUGUAUAAAAUUCUGUCGCAGCUUAAUGAAAACCGCCAAACUUUACUCUUUAGUGCGACAUUACCAAGUGCCCUUGCAGAGUUUGCAAAGGCUGGUUUGCGGGACCCCCAGCUUGUACGUCUUGACUUAGAAACCAAAAUUAGUCCUGACUUGAAGCUGACCUUUUUAACCUUAAGACAGGAAGAGAAGUAUGCUGCAUUAUUGUACCUGAUAAGGGAACAUAUUACAUCUAAUCAGCAGACUUUGGUUUUUGUUUCCACAAAGUAUCAUGUCGACUUCCUAAAUGCCUUGUGCAAGGAAGAGGGUAUUGAGGUUUCAGUAUGUUAUGGUGACAUGGAUCAAGAUGCUCGAAAGAUUCAUGUAUCAAGGUUUAGAGCUAGAAAAACUAUGAUAUUGAUAGUUACUGAUGUUGCAGCUAGGGGGAUUGACAUUCCAUUGCUUGACAAUGUUAUAAACUUCGACUUCCCAGCUAAACCUAAACUCUUUGUUCAUCGAGUAGGACGAGCUGCCCGGGCAGGUCGAACAGGAGCUGCAUUUUCUUUGUUGACUACUGAAGAUAUGGCUUACCUAUUAGAUCUUCAUUUGUUCCUGUCUAAGCCAAUCAGAGCUGCUCCUACUGAAGAAGUGGUUUUACAAGACAUGGAUGGAGUUAUGUCCAAAAUUGAUCAAGCAAUUGCAAAUGGAGAAACUGUGUAUGGACGUUUGCCCCAAACAGUGAUAGAUCUUUUGUCUGACAGAGUGAGGGAAAUUAUCGACUCAUCAGCUGAACUAUCUGCUUUACUUAGACCUUGUACCAAGGCAUUUCUUUUGUAUUCUAAAACAAAAGCAAAGCCUUCUAGGGAGUCCAUCAAAAGAGUGAAAGACCUACCACGGGAAGGGCUGCACCCAAUGUUCAGAAACCUUUUGGGUGGCAAUGAAUUAACUGCUCUCGCAUUCUCUGAACGCCUCAAGGGAUUCAGACCCAAGCAAACUAUUUUGGAGGCUGAAGGUGAAGCUGCUAAAUCAAAACAUCAAGGAUCCACUAGGCAAUGGGUUGAUGUGAUGAAAAAGAAAAGAGCUAUUCAUGAGAAUGUCAUUAGCAAAUUUCACAAGCAACAUUCAAAUGAUCAUAUCACAGAGGAAGCUGUAAUAGAAAAUAAUUCUUCUGCUGUCAAGGAGAAGCAAGUUUUUGGCUCAAAAAGGAAGGCGAAUAGCUACAUUGAUGAGGAGUGCUUCAUUAGCCCAGUACCAACAAAUCAGCAUUUUGAGGCAGGACUCUCGGUAAGAGCUAACCAGGGCUUUGAACCAAACAGGUUGGAAGCUGCUGUUAUGGAUCUGGUUGCUGAUGACAAAGAGGGGUUGAUAAAGCAGAAAUCUUCGUACCAUUGGGAUAAGAGGAGUAAGAAGUAUAUCAAGUUGAACAAUGGAGAACGUGUGACGGCCAGUGGAAAGGUUAAGACAGAAGGAGGUGCAAAAAUUAAAACUAGGAAAACUAAUUCAUAUGAGAGAUGGAAAAAUAAGACGCAUAAUAAAGUAUCUCUCAAGGGAUCUAGUUAUGAUGGUACUGCUCAGGAAUCCAGAAUCGCGUCAGGGCAGCAAAAUGGUGGAGGAAACGAUAGAUGGCUCAGAGGAAGGCAUAAGCAUCACAGUGUUCCAAAUGCUCAUGUACGUUCAGAAAUUAAGGAUAUUGAACAAGUUAGGAAGGAAAGGCAGAAAAAAGCAAGUAGAACCUCGUAUAUAAAGAGCAAAUCCAAAGGAAAGAAAUUCAAUAAAAACGGCAAAAGAGGAGGGAAGAAGACAAGGUAA
Oldenlandia corymbosa var. corymbosa is the source of this 2364-nucleotide messenger RNA. The record is from the annotation of a GenBank genome assembly. NCBI's taxonomy places the organism in Eukaryota, Viridiplantae, Streptophyta, Magnoliopsida, Gentianales, Rubiaceae.